Messenger RNA from Alexandromys fortis (reed vole), 1698 nucleotides. It is a transcript of the gene Ypel1, whose product is annotated as yippee like 1. The coding region runs from base 252 to 701 and encodes 149 amino acids. The transcript has 5 exons. NCBI's taxonomy places the organism in Eukaryota, Metazoa, Chordata, Mammalia, Rodentia, Cricetidae. The record is from RefSeq and is a predicted model, not a curated record.
ACAAAGGGCAGGCGGCCCGCGGGGCGGCGGCAGGAAGAUGCCUCGCGCCGGGCUAGGGCGCCAACGGCCAGAACGCGUCCCGGGCCACGCCGGGACCGCCUGAAAGCCGAGCCCGCGCCGACCGAGCCUGGGCCGGAUGGGCGCUGCGGACGGGGCCGCGGACCGCCGAGCGGCCGUCGCACUGGUUUUCUCUUGCCCCAGUGUGUGGACACCACCACACGCCCUACAGACCAGCAACGGCUCUUGCGUGUAUGUUCCAGUGUUUCUUCUGUCAGAGAGUCGGACAGAGCCAUAGGUCCUCCAGUGCUGGCCCGGAGCUGAGGGACGAGCGCCCAGCAGACAUGGUGAAAAUGACCAAGUCCAAAACUUUCCAAGCUUAUCUGCCACAUUGUCACAGAACUUACAGCUGUAUCCACUGCAGAGCCCAUCUGGCCAAUCAUGAUGAGCUCAUCUCCAAGUCCUUCCAGGGCAGCCAGGGGCGAGCCUACCUCUUCAACUCCGUGGUGAAUGUGGGCUGCGGCCCUGCUGAGGAGAGAGUCCUUCUGACCGGGCUGCAUGCAGUGGCCGACAUCUACUGUGAGAACUGCAAGACUACACUCGGGUGGAAAUAUGAACAUGCCUUUGAGAGCAGUCAGAAAUACAAAGAAGGAAAAUUUAUUAUUGAACUUGCCCACAUGAUCAAAGACAAUGGCUGGGAGUAGAGCGAAGCCCCCGCUCCUGUCUGCAUACAUUUUAUCAACGCUAAGUGUGACGAAGACCUAGCUUCUGGUGACAAUACUUCUGGAACUUUAACCUCACAGGCCAGCCCAGCUCAACACCUGAAGGCCUCUCUAGACUGUUCACUGGGUAAGGUGCCCCCAUCCGAGCCCCUUCGUGUUCACUGUUGUUUCUGGAAGUUAGCAUUCUUUUUCUAACUUCUCACAUUCUAGAGAAAGAAUUAAGCAACCACUGACUCACCUGCCUAGUUAAUAACUCCGCACGCCUUCCACAGUCUGCCUGGGUUUCCACCAAAGCCAGGCCCCUAAUGCACAGAAGCAGGGUCUCGUCCUGAAGUCUUCCAGAGUAGCCAACAGACUUACAUGCAGAGCAUAUGGCUUCAAAAACAGAAACCAGCCACUGGUGACAUCUUAGAGAAGCUAAGAAAACUUUUAGUGAUUUUAUUUAAGCUAAAAGCUACAUCCCUGUCUCCUUACGGAGAAAGCAGGUGACUAGUGGCUAAGCAUUCUGUCCCAGGUCACUGAGGUGACCCCCCUCAGUGCCACAGCAGCACAGCAGCUCGUAUGUGGGGCUGGUCCCUGUCAGAACAGCAGCUGGGGUCCACUCUAUACCCUGGAUGUACUUGAAAUAGUUAUGCAUACAGAGGCCAGAGCCAGCACAGAAAACUUCUGAACUUGAGACUUUCCAUGAUGAAGGAAACGUUAUCUUAGUGUGGGAGCUGCCUUUCCUGCCUGGGAUCACCUCCUGAGCUGACGGGGGAUCUGGCCACUUCCCAAGCCCUGCGUCUCACAGACCUUAAGUCACAACUUGUAAUCCUCCACGCAUCUACAGGAGUGACCAGUUAGCAGAGGCCAGAACCAUUCCCAGAUAAGUUUUGCGGUUCAACUUUUUGUACCAAACACAGGGCAAAAGAGCAGGAAGAAGGUCCAGGAAGGCUGAGCGCCCAAGAGCUGGGAAGGCCCCAGCUGCUGCCUGGGGUGC